Dictyostelium purpureum is the source of this 708-nucleotide messenger RNA. RefSeq lists its product as uncharacterized. Lineage: Eukaryota; Evosea; Eumycetozoa; Dictyosteliales; Dictyosteliaceae. The transcript has a single exon. The record is from RefSeq and is a predicted model, not a curated record. The coding region runs from base 1 to 708 and encodes 235 amino acids.
AUGCAAUUAUUAAAAUUUAAAAAAAAUGGAGUGCUAAAAGUAGACUCUUUAAAGGAUAUUUACGGAAAUAAAAAAAUAUUAAAAGACUAUAUAACUACACUACACAUAGACUCCAAUAAACCAAUUAAGGAUUUUCAACUCCCACAAUAUAUAGAAACAUUAACUUUUGACCAAUUUAACCGACCCAUUUCUUUAAACCUACUGCCACAUAGUAUCACCGAUUUGGACCUAGGCUUUCAUUUUAACCAUCCCAUCCAGCCCAACACCCUACCCCCAUCUUUAAAGACCCUUGCAUUUUCAAAUAAAUUUAACCAACUUCUCUCAGAUGGUGUCAUACCUGUCAGUGUCGAAACCCUUAUUUUCGGUGAUAGCUUUAAUCAAUCUAUUUCACCGGGUCAUCUUCCUCCACUUUUAAAAACCCUCAUCUUUGGUUGCAAUUUCAAUCAAACUAUCAAAGAAAACUGUAUACCCAAAAGUGUUAGAGUAUUAGAAUUUGGCUUUAAUUUUAACCAGAAAUUUUUAAGAGAAGGUAUCAUCCCUGAAGGAGUAGUCGAGCUAGAGUUUGGUUUUUCUUUUAAGAACAACAUAGGUAUCGGUAUUAUACCAUCAACUGUCAGAAAAUUAAGAUUCAGAAAUAAAGAAAUGAAAUUAAAAAUAGAUUUGCGUAAUUAUAAAUCAAUAACCACAGUAAUUUUUUCAAACUCUUAA